GCUCCGGAGAGGGAGGGCGAGCGCCGGCCGCCGCCGCCGCCAGGCCCCUUCCACGCUCGGGAAAGCGAGGAGCCAGAGGUGCGCGUGCGCGCUCGGAAACCGGACGUGGAUUGGCCCCGAGGCUGGCGGCGCCGGAAACACCGACUCGCUGUCCCUGCGCUUGGGGAGACGUGUAGAGGCCGGGUUCGGCCUUUCUUGAACUCUCACCCCAGCGCGUGGGUUUCUCUUUCCGGGACAAGAUGGCGCCGUCCACGCCGCUGUUGACAGUCAGAGGGUCAGAAGGACUGUACAUGGUGAAUGGACCACCACACUUCACAGAGAGCACAGUGCUUCCAAGAGAAUCUGGAAGAAAUUGCAAAGUGUACACUUUUAGUAAGGAUGGGACAUUGUUUGCCUGGAGCAAUGGAGAAAAAGUAAAUGUAAUCAAUGUUGCUAACAAGGGACUACUGCACUCCUUCGACCUCCCAAAAGCAGUUUGCCUUGAAUUCUCACCCAAUAACACUGUCCUGGCAACGUGGCAGCCUUACACUACUUCUAAAGAUGGCACUGCUGGAACACCUAACCUACAACUUUAUGACAUGAAAACUGGAGCAUGUUUGAAAUCGUUCAUACAGAAAAAAAUGCAAAAUUGGUGUCCUUCCUGGUCAGAUGAUGAAAUUAUUUGUGCCCGGAAUGUUAACAACGAAGUUCACUUCUUUGAGAACAACAAUUUUAACACAAUUGCAAAUAAAUUACAUUUGCAAAAAGUUAAUGACUUUAAUUUAUCACCUGGAACCCAACCUUAUAAGGUGGCAGUUUAUGUCCCAGGAAGUAAAGGUGCACCUUCAUUUGUUAGAUUAUAUCAGUAUCCCAACUUUGCUGGACCUCAGGCAGCACUGGCCAAUAAAAGCUUCUUUAAAGCUGAUAAGGUUACAAUGCUGUGGAAUAAAAAAGCUACUGCUGUGCUGGUAAUAGCCAGUACCGAGGUUGACAAAACAGGAGCUUCCUACUAUGGAGAACAAACACUGCACUACAUUGCGACAAAUGGAGAAAGUGCUGUGGUACAAUUACCAAAAAAUGGCCCCAUUUAUGAUGUAGUUUGGAAUUCCAGUUCUACUGAGUUUUGUGCUGUUUAUGGUUUUAUGCCUGCGAAAGCAACAGUUUUCAACCUGAAGUGUGAUCCUGUGUUUGACUUUGGGACUGGUCCUCGCAAUGCGGCCUUCUAUAGCCCUCAUGGACAUAUAUUAGUGCUGGCUGGAUUUGGAAAUCUUCGAGGACAAAUGGAAGUAUGGGAUGUUAAAAACUACAAGCUUAUUUCUAAGCCAGUGGCUUCUGAUUCUACGUAUUUUGCCUGGUGCCCAGAUGGUGAGCAUAUCUUAACAGCCACAUGUGCUCCUAGGUUACGUGUUAAUAAUGGGUAUAAGAUCUGGCAUUAUACUGGCUCUCUUUUGCAUAAGUACGAUGUGCCAUCAAAUGGAGAAUUAUGGCAGGUUACCUGGCAGCCAUUUUUGGAUGGAAUAUUUCCAGCAAAAACGAUAAAGUACCAAGCAGUUCCAAGUGAAGUGGCUAGUGAGGAGCCUAAAGUUGCAACAGCUUAUAGACCUCCAGCCUUAAGAAAUAAGCCAGUCACCAAUUCCAAGCUGCAUGAAGAGGAACCUCCCCAGAAUAUGAAGCCACAUCCAGGAAGUGACAAGCCAUUAUCAAAAACAGCCCUUAAAAAUCAAAGGAAGCAUGAAGCUAAAAAAGCUGCAAAACAGGAAGCAAGAAGUGAUGUGGCUCCUCCUCCUGUCCCACAGAGUGCCCCACGGAACACUGUCACCCAGUCUGCUUCGGGUGACCCUGAAGUAGACAAAAAAAUUAAGAAUCUAAAGAAGAAACUGAAAGCCAUAGAGCAACUGAAAGAGCAAGCAGCUGCCGGGAAACAGCUAGAAAAAAAUCAGUUGGAGAAAAUUCAAAAAGAGAAAGCCCUUCUCCAAGAGCUUGAAGACUUGGAAUUGGGAGUUUGAAGACUCACAGAAAGUGAAUUUGUUGGCAGGAAACUAUAAGCAAGUCUGUUAAGCCCAUGGUGUUCAUGGAAUUGCCAUAUGCCCACUGUUAGCAUCAGUCUAUAUUUUUAACCAUUUAUCCAAGAUUGAAUAUGUGUAAGUAUUUAAUGAUGUCUAUUCAAUUAACUUUACAUCUGCAUUCUGUAUCAUGUCAGUAUGUAAUAAAGAGAGAUGAUUUUUUUCCAGAUAAGCUUAAUAAAUUGACAGACAUUUGUUUUUUUUUAAUGGAUAAUAGUAUUUCCUAUUAAAACAAAUAAAGACAUUUUAAAUUUG
Messenger RNA from Mus pahari (shrew mouse), 2297 nucleotides. RefSeq names its product eukaryotic translation initiation factor 2A (gene Eif2a). The transcript is spliced from 14 exons. Gene Ontology annotation, cellular component: cytosolic small ribosomal subunit. Bases 240 to 1985 code for a protein of 581 amino acids. Gene Ontology annotation, molecular function: protein binding; mRNA binding; tRNA binding. NCBI's taxonomy places the organism in Eukaryota, Metazoa, Chordata, Mammalia, Rodentia, Muridae. Gene Ontology annotation, biological process: translational initiation. The record is from RefSeq and is a predicted model, not a curated record.